GUUAGAGGCCAUCAAGGUCUUUUUGUCUGUUUGUAUGUAAAUAUAAUUACACUGUAAUUUUACAGAAAAUCUAAACAUGUAAUGAUGCCAUAGACCGUGUUACUACAUGUUACUGACACGUCUGUAAUUCUGAGCGGUCCAUGCAGACCUAUAUUAAAGCUGAGAGUCUGAACGUCACUGAUGGUCUGAGAGUCAUCUGAGGUGAAGCAAAACUAUAAACAAUAAAUCAUGUGUAAUGCUGCUAUGACACUUUUAACCCCCGAUAGCAUGAGAGGAACCACAACAGGAAACCGACACAACAGAUAAUACAAAAAAGAUUUUUUUCAGCAUAUACACACACACACACACACACACACACAGCCUUUAAUCUUACAGCAGCAACCCCCAAAUGUUAUAAAGCUCUGUCUCCAAAGGAGGUAUAAAUAAGGUUCAGUGUGAAUAAAGGGGACGUGACGGGGUCUUCAGCAGAAAAAUGGAAAAAUUCAGCCUUUCAUUUUUUAUCACAGUGUGAGAGGAAGCUGAGACAAAGAGCGGACGUCACACACACACACACACACACAGAGGGCAGGGUAAAGAGGAAGGCUCGCACUGGGGUUUCUCACUGCUUCGUAUUUCUCUUUAAUUGCAGCGUUUAGUGUUUGUUGGAUCAUCGCCCUCGUCAUCCUCGUCCUCACCUGUGCAGCCUCAGCAGCCGGCUUCAUCAUCCGCCGCCACACCUGUGAGUCUUCUGAUCGGAGCUUUUGCUGUAGCGCUGACUUGGACAGUCAGAAGACACUGACUCUGAAGACUGUUUCAACGUUUCAGGCUGGAAACAGAGGCUGAAGCUCAGAGGUGGCACUUUGAACCUUCAGUGAACGAAAAUGAUCUACUCUGCAAAGAAUUUGAUGUCAUACACCACGGAGAUAUUCAACCAAUCAUACACCACGGAGAUGUUCAACCAGUCAUACAACCAAACCAAAGAUGAAGAAGAAAACUACGAUUAUGAUGGGUUUUGUCAGUUUCAAAAAAACCAGAGUAUGGCGAAGGUGAUUGGCCCGUAUGUCCACUCCAUCAUCUGCAUCCUAGGCUUUGUGGGGAACAGCCUGGUCAUUGUCACCUACGCCUUCUACAAGAGGACCAAGUCCAUGACUGACAUCUACUUGUUCAACGUGGCCAUCGCCGACCUGCUGUUUGUGCUGGCACUACCAUUCAUUGUCUACAACGAGCUGUGGUCAUGGCCGAUGGGGCAGGUGGCCUGCAAGCUGCUGCGCGGCUCCUACAGUGUGAACCUGUACAGUGGCAUGCUGCUGCUUGCUUGCAUCAGCACCGACCGCUACAUUGCCAUCGUCCAGGCUCGGCGCAGCUUCAGACUGCGCUCGCUGUCGUAUAGCCGCAUUAUCUCCGCCAUUGUCUGGAUCUUUGCUAUACUCGUGUCAGUCCCCACCUUCUACUUCUACGACUGGUACAAGCCAUCACACAUGACUGGAAUCAUAUUCAACGAUGAUAUCUCAAUGCAGAUGCUGAACUCAACCUCUGAGUACGUCUGCGAGUUCAAGUUUGAAGACCCAAAAACAGCCAAAGAGGUGAAGGUAGCCGUCCCCAGCACCCAGAUCAGCGUGGGUUUCUUUCUGCCACUCUUCAUCAUGAUCUUCUGCUACAGUGCCAUUAUCGUCACCCUCCUGAAGGCCAAAAACUUCCAGCGGCACAGAGCGGUGCGGGUGGUGCUGGUGGUUGUGGCCGUUUUCAUCAUCUGCCACCUGCCCUACAACAUAGUGCUGCUGUACGACACGGUCACCUUGUUUCAAGAACGCUCGUGUGAUGAUGCAGAAACAUUGGAGAUGGCCCUGAAGGUGUUGCAGACCAUUGCUUACAUGCACUGCUGCCUGAACCCGGUGUUGUACGCCUUCGUGGGAGUGAACUUCAGGAACCACUUCAGGAGGAUCUUCAGGGACCUGUGGUGUCUUGGAAAGAAGUACAUGGCCCCACGCCGCUUCUCCAGAGUCACCUCCGACUUCUACAUGUCCUCCACUCGGCGCUCAAUGGACGGGUCCAGCAACAGUGGUGCUUCUUUCACCAUUUGAAGACAUUUGUGGGUUGAUCUCUGAAGCUCCAGGUCUCUAACACCGAAACUGACUCACUUCUGUCACACCGAUAAGAUUCUUAAAAUCCAGAGAAAAAUAUUUAGAAGAUAAAGAGUUCUAACCCCAUGCUGCACCUCUUGUUCUACUUCAUUAUUUUAAUCAUGAAAUAUUCCAACUCCUGCAUUUUCUUUUUGUGUGUGAUUAUUUUGUGAGUGAUGACUGAAGAUGAGUCUCCCACAGAGCCUCCUGCUGUCUUUACUACACAAAUGAAGCCCAGAGCUCAUCAUUUCCUGCACCUGCAGAUGAUGAGCUCUAAGCGAGGAUAAAAAAUGACCUUGGAAGAGCUGACUGAUGUGUUCCUGAAAAGACUGAUGGCGACUCGAAACUUCGUGUCCUCUGAAGGUCUCAGAAAGGAUACUGAAACAGGCUCUGAUGUUCAGUCCUGCACAGCUGAAAUAUUCCUGUGCUAAAAUAGCCAUGUGACCUGCAUAGGCAGCAAUAAUUAGCUGCCUCUCCAGUGAGUCCCUCCUCCCACAACUUUCAUGCCCGCUGGUCCUGGUUCUGCUCAUGAUCCAGUUCUUCACCUGCUGCACCAUUUGGUUAGAAAGACCCUCCAGAACAGAACCAGAACUAAAGCCACCCCAAUCGCACCAUCAGUACCAAGAACCCCGACACAAGCACAUGAAUUUUCAAAUUAAGAGCGAGGGGGAUUGUCCAAUCCCCAACACACCUGAUCAGCUCAUUGUAGUAAACUCGCCGUCAGACCAGCACCUUCAAGCUCCAUUUGGUCUCCUAAACAUCAUCAGAGUCAAAACCAACAUGUUUGGUGACAAUGUCUGUGAUUGCUUUGUGAAAGCUUUUAAAGAGCUGUUUUUACUGGAAUCAUUGCCAGCUGCCACCCAUAGAUGUGGAUUCAUAAAUGAUGGCUGGCAUGGCCUGAAAUACUUGUCAUCAGCGUCAGGGCUCAGGCUUACAGAUUGGUUGUGUUGCAGCCAGAUGCUCACUGUUACAGUGAUUCUGUCAUGUAAGUGUGUCACACAGUAAAAGAUAUCCAUAAAAGGGACGAGCCUACCCUGAACCUUGACCCGUUAGAAGGUUACUCACCAGACUAACUGGACAUUGACCAUUAAAGCCUACCAACAAACAACAGCUGAUAGGCUCCACCAUCCACAUGAGACUGCAGGCAUGUUUCGAAUCCUUUUUUUAACAUUUUGUACUUAAGAAUGUAUUUUUUAUGUUUAUUUGCCGUUUGUCAUUUCAUUCAUUCAGCUGUGCUAGUAGUCUGCAUUGAUGUGAAUGUGUAAUCCUAAUCUGCUCAUGGGUGAUUUCCAGGAUUAAGAAUUUAAACUUUUCAGAGGUUUUCACAUCCUCAUUUAAACCCUGAUGAAAUUCAGUUUUUCAAUUUUAAUUUUGUCUCAAGGCACAUACAUUUAGAAAACUCGGCUUUUCUUCAUAUCCAACUCUUAUUUGUUGUGAUUCCUCUCAUCUUUUUUUUAAAAAUUCCUGUUCAUACCUGUGUUUAUUAUUGUGACAGUGAAUGUAUCCUUUGAAUGUAAUAUUACAGCUGAGCUGUCAGAUUUGUGCCUUUCAAAAUAAAUGCAGUUUAUUUCAUCUAUA
Neolamprologus brichardi is the source of this 3677-nucleotide messenger RNA. RefSeq names its product chemokine (C-C motif) receptor 6a (gene ccr6a). Gene Ontology annotation, biological process: G protein-coupled receptor signaling pathway; immune response; cell chemotaxis. The record is from RefSeq and is a predicted model, not a curated record. Lineage: Eukaryota; Metazoa; Chordata; Actinopteri; Cichliformes; Cichlidae. Gene Ontology annotation, molecular function: C-C chemokine binding; C-C chemokine receptor activity. Gene Ontology annotation, cellular component: membrane; external side of plasma membrane.